This is a messenger RNA of Pomacea canaliculata, 500 nucleotides long. RefSeq lists its product as uncharacterized. The transcript has 2 exons. The coding region runs from base 8 to 472 and encodes 154 amino acids. The record is from RefSeq and is a predicted model, not a curated record. Lineage: Eukaryota; Metazoa; Mollusca; Gastropoda; Architaenioglossa; Ampullariidae.
GAAGGGUAUGGAGUGGCUGCGAUGUGGUCACCACGUCCACGUUGUGAGCACUUGUACUCAGAGUCGUGCAGCUUGUAGGAUGCUGUACUACCUUCUUCUUCGAGCUGUAAGCACUCAGCAGUUAGCAGGUGUAUCACCCAAUAAGCUUCAUUUCCUUCAGCAUGACUUUUUUGUACCUGAAGGCAGCAAGAAGGCCCUCGACGACUUUGUAAAGGCUGCAACCAAAGGGUCAUUGUAUGUCCUCGCAGAUGAAGCGCAGUGGAUCGUCGAUAUCAACAUAUUCUGUGAUGAAGUGCUGAGACAAGUUCCUCUUCUUCAUCUGUGGGCGGCAAGCUAUUUCUUUAAAAACACUCCGGCUGGCUGGCAAGUGGAAUGUUUAACCAGACCUCUCCGCUCUCCACCGGCCGUCGUCAGGGAAGUGGAGCAGGACGCAUCAUUUGUUAGAGAUGGCGCUGUCCAAAGCGUACACUGAUCGUGGGGUGGCCGACCACACAGACGGC